Molecule: messenger RNA, 2678 nt
Organism: Vicugna pacos (alpaca)
Lineage: Eukaryota; Metazoa; Chordata; Mammalia; Artiodactyla; Camelidae
Source: RefSeq, a predicted model, not a curated record
CCAGAGCAGGGCGUCCAGCUUGCCUGGCAGGUCAGAAGCCACGCAGGGCUAGACACCAUGAGCCACACUCAGGAAGCUCGGGGAUUUUCCUUAUCUUCUCGUAAAACCUUCCCUGACUCAAGACACCACGUGACUGGAAGUCAGAAGAGAAACAGGGUGAGGAGGGGGCGACGGGCAAAAUGGACCUCACUCCGAAGGCUGAAGCUCAACUCAGCUCUGCUUCUCUGUGGUUGCCACCAGGUUCCAACCUCUGUCUGGUCCAUAAGAUCCUCUUGGAGAAGAGGCUUCCAGGAAGCAAACAAGGCGACCAUAUCUAGGAUUCAUGCCCCCCGUUUAACAAUGUUCAGUAAAUGUGCAUGAUGUGCCGAGCAUCCAGGGGACACAGAAGUGAAUUUAAGAUCUUCAACGCAAACAGCCUGUGAAGACAAGCACAGUGUCACAAAACAGUGUGCUAAGAGUGAUGACAGAAGAACGCACAUGCAGAAGGGGAGGUUCCUCACGCUGCCUGUGAUCAGGAAGCCUUGAACGCCAGUCUGGCCUGUCACAUAGCCCGUGUAGCCACACCAAGUCUGGAAGGAUGGUUGGAACAGCAAGUCUGGUGGAGGAGCAAGUAGAACGCUCGGAAGUGUGAUGUUGACAGUUGUGAGAAGAGGUAGUCCUGGCUUGGCAUGGCUGGGGAGCAGCAUGGGCGUGGGACACCAGCCUGGAGAAGCAGGCUGGAGGAGGGCUUAGGAGAGCCAAGAGUUGAGCCUUCAUCCUACGGGCAGCAGGAGGACACGGAGGAAUAUUAAGCAGAGGAGAAGUGACGGUGGGAACUGCAGUUUAAAGGGCUCCAACUGGAAAGGCAGGCGGCUCUGGUGCAGAGUGGAUGCAGGGAGGCCUGGUGGGAGUCCGCCGGGAGGAUGUGGGUGCUUGUCAACCACAAGCACUGGAAAGAGGCUGACUUACAAGAAUCAGCUCCUGAAAGGGCCCAGCCAGGCCCAAGGCCAACUUCCACUUUCCUCUGGAUGUUUUCACUUUCGGGGCAUCUUGUUCUGAGUCAGGAUUCCUCCUUCUGAACAUGGGACUUUCCAGAAGGACUGUAGCUCCUUCUUUCUUCCACUUGACCUGGGAUGUUUUGGAUUUUGAGUGUUUUGGAUUUGAAGGAGUCUGCCUUCCUCUCCGAAGUAUGGCUGUGUGGUCCCUGUGGAGUCUGCUUCUCUGGGAAGCACUGCUCCCCCCUGAAGUCACCCACGCCCAAGUACAGGGCCAGGUGGGGGGCUCGGCGCUGCUGGUGGCCAAGCGCCCGUCGGGCUUCCGAGUCCGAGAGGCCAUCUGGAGGUCUCUGUGGCCAGCAGAGGAGCUCCUGGCCACGUUCUUCCGGGGCUCCCCGGAGACUCUGUACCACUCCCGCUUCCUGGGCCGAGCCCAGCUGCACAGCAACCUCAGCCUGGAGCUGCGGCCCCUGGAGCCUGGAGACAGCGGCAACUUCUCCGUGCUGCUGGUGGACACGGCCGGCCGGGCCUGGACCCAGACCCUGCAGCUCAAGGUGUACGAUGCGGUGCCCAGGCCCGUGGUACAAGUGUUCAUUGCUGUAUCAGGGGAUGCCCAGGCCCCCAAGACCUGCCAAGUGUUCCUGUCCUGUUGGGCCCCCAACAUCAGUGACAUAACCUACAGCUGGCGACGGGAGGGGACUAUUGACCUUGGGAUCGAGCCAAGUGGCCUCUUCACGGAUGGCCCAGCACUGAGGGUUUCCCUGGGACCAGAAGACAAAAGCGUGGCCUAUUCCUGCAUUGUCUCGAACCCUGUCAGCUGGGACUUGGCCACAGUCACCCCCUGGGAGAGCUGCCAUCGCGAGGCAGGUCCAGGGAGGACCUCCUACAAAGAUGUACUGCUGGUGGUGCUGCCUGUCUUGCUGCUCCUGAUCCUGGCUGGUGUCUCUGCCUGGCACUGGGGCCCCUGCUCAGGUAGGAAAAAAGAAGGAUGUCUGUGCUGACGAAGUGGCUCCAGAGGCAGCGAACCCCCUUGUGUAGGGUCUGCCACGAUGGAGGAUAUAAACUGAUGCUGGGAUCGUGAGGGAUCCCCCUGCCCAGACACAGGAUGCUCUGGGACGUAGCUGGUGACUGGAAUCCACUGUGGACCUCGUGCCUCCCAUGAGACCCCAGAACCACCUCCCAGGAGCAGCCGGGGCAGCCGUCACACUGGGAGGACAGUGAACAUCCUCUCCCUGCUUUCUCCCCGUGGUGCAUGUCCUGGCUCUGCUCUGAGCAACACGGGCCCAACAGAACAUCCCCUCGAGGACACUGAAGUCCUCUAGGAUCCACAGGGACAUUGAUUGUCCAGGGCACUCACUCCCCCACCGCUGUUUAUGAAGUAUUGUUAUGGACUGAUUCAUCCCCUCCUAACUCCCAAUAUCUCAGAAUAUGCCUGUGUUUGGAGAGGGAGCCUUUAAAAUGAUAAUUAAGGUUAGAUGAGGUCAUUGGGAUGGCCUAAUCCGACAUGUCUGGUGUCCUCAUAAGAAGAAGGCAAGACACCAGGGAGGCAUGCACACACAGGGAAGGGGCCACUGGAGGACAUAAAGAGAAGGAAGCCCUGUGCAGGCCAUGGAGAGAGGCAGGAGAAACCAAACCUGCUGACACCUUGAUCUUGGACUUCCAGCCUCCAGGACUGUAGGAAAAUAAAUUUCUGUGUUUACGUGA